This is a messenger RNA of Caenorhabditis angaria, 2161 nucleotides long. NCBI's taxonomy places the organism in Eukaryota, Metazoa, Nematoda, Chromadorea, Rhabditida, Rhabditidae. The record is from the annotation of a GenBank genome assembly.
AUGUCCCUCCGAAACAUCUCAAAAUCCGAACUUCUCUCAAACUUCGACACCUAUCUCUUCGAUGCCGAUGGUGUUUUAUGGACUGGUGAUAUUCCGAUCCCUGGAGCAAUCGAAUUUAUCAACGAACUUAUCGAAAAUCCCCAAAAAACCGUAUUUGUCCUAACUAACAAUUCCACAAAAACCCUCGAACAAUACAUGAAAAAGAUCGAGAAAUUAGGAUUUGUUAAAAUCGGAAAAGAAAAUGUGAUAAGUCCGGCGAUAGUUCUCGCGGAUUAUCUGAAAAGCCGCGCGGAAACCUACGCGGAUCAAUGGAUUUACCUGAUUGGAACCGAAAAUUUGAAAAAUACCCUGGAAAAUGAGGGAAAUGUGCGGGUUUUUGGGACGGGUGAGGAUUCGAUUCGAAAUUAUACACAGGGUGAUUUUAUACAUGAUUUGGAUUUGGAGAAACGACCAAAGGCCGUGAUUUGUAGCUAUGAUGCACAUUUUAGCUAUCCGAAAAUUAUGAAGGCCGCAAAUUAUUUGAAGGUAAGGGUUUUGAUGGAAAAUCGUGGUUUUCCUGUGGAAAUUGAGAUUGUAAAGCUCUUUCUGACCUAAAAACAUGGUUUUUGUGGCAAUUCUGGGUUUGGAACAUGAUAAUGCUCAGAAAAUUUGGUUUUUGAGCUCUGAAAUUGUGCAUUUGCGGCUCAUUUUCAACUAGAAAUCAUGAUUUUUCGAUUUCUGAGCCACAGGCUCUUUUUCAGGCCAGAACUCGAAUUUUGAGCUAAAAAUUGAGCUUCUGACUAGAAAAUCAGCUGAAGAGUUAUCAGAAAUCGUGAAUUUUCGAUUUUUGAGCUGAAAAUCAUGAUUUUGAGCCCAAAAUCUGCUCUCAAAGCUCUUUUCUCUGAAAAUCAUCAAUUUUUGAACUCUAGAGAUGAAAACCCACUAGACUAGCUGAAAAUUUGCUCGAAAAUCGAAUUUCGGACGAAAAAUCGUAGGAAAAUCGAAUUCCGAACGAAAAAUCGUACGAAAAUCGAAUUUCGCACGAAAAAUCGAAUUCCGGACGAAAAAUCGUACGAAAAUCGAAUUCCGGACCAAAAAUCGUACGAAAAGAGAAUUCCGAACGAAAAAUCGAACGAAAAUCGAAUUUCGCACGAAAAAUCGAAUUCCGGACGAAAAAUCGUACGAAAAUCGAAUUCCGGACCAAAAAUCGUACGAAAAGAGAAUUCCGAACGAAAAAUCGAACGAAAAUCGAAUUUCGGACGAAAAAUCGUACGAAAAUCUCAAUUUUCCACCUAAAACCCUUGAUUUCUCCCAAAAAAUCUCAAAUUUCUAGGACCCCACCGUAGAAUAUCUCGUCACAAAUCAAGACUACACAUUCCCCGGUCCAAAUCCGGCAAUAAUAAUUCCGGGUUCCGGAAUCACAUCGGCUGCCGUGUCAGCUGUGACUGGAAGACAGCCAAAAGUGUUCGGGAAACCGCAUCAACCGAUUGCCGAUUUUUUGUUGAGAAGAGCAAAAGUGGAGGCGAAGAGGACGUGUAUGUUUGGAGAUCGAUUGGAUACCGAUAUUAUGUUCGGCAAUUUGAAUGGGUAAGGAUUUGGGCUGAAAAAUUCAUAUUUUUGACUGAAAAUUUGAAUUCAGCGUGAAAUUUGGAGUUUUUAGACACCCAUAUUGAUAUAGCUUGGGGAUUUUUUUUACCUUAAGGUCCUUAAAGACCUUAGAUACCUUAAUAAUGUUUCUCUCAAAAAUAUGAGUUUUGUAUAUCAAACAAUAGGGAAUUUGAUGCUGAAAUUGGAUUAAACGAAGAAAAUCGUUAAUUUUGACCUAAAGGUCCCUAAAGACCUUAGGGAACCUAAUAAUUUUUUAAAUUUGAAAAUAUGAGUUUUGUAUAUCAAACAAUAGGGAAUUUCAUGCUGAAAUUGGAUUAAACGAAGAAAAUCGUUAAUUUUGACCUUAAAGACCUUAGGUACCUUAAUAAUUUUUUCCCCUAAAUAUAUGGAUUUUGUAUAUCAAACGAUAGGGAAUUUGAUGCUGAUCAAGAAUUUCAUCAAAAAAACUUUUUUUUGCAGAUUUACCAGCAUUUGGAUGCCAACUGGAGUUCACACAUUGGAAGAUAUUGAAAAUGCUCGAAAAAAUGGGCAAAACGAUCGAAUUCCCCAAUUUACUCAUCAAUUUUCCAUCUAA